CUGUGUGUGAGUUCUGAGCGUUGGUCCCAGAGAUCCAGGAAGCAGCGCGAAUAGUCCCAGAAGCUUGCCUGCCCCAUGGAUGCUAAGAUGUGCUUCCCAAAUAAGUUCGAGAGAGUGAAGAAGAGGGUUGUCUGGGGCGUGGAGGUGCCCCUGGAGCUGCAGUGGAAAGGCUGGGAUCUGGGGAAGGAGAUCACCAAGAACCUGGUGCUCAAAAACCUGUCCCUGAAGACCCAGAAGAUGAAGUACAGACCCCCCCAAACCAGAUUCUUCUUCACAGUCAUCCCACAGCCCAUCUUCCUGAGCCCGGGCAUAAGCUUCACACUCCCCAUCGUCUUCCGGCCUCUGGAGAAGACACAGUACAUGGACCAGCUGUGGUUUGAGAAAGAAGAGGGAGUGUUCAGCGUGAACCUGAGAGCCACCCUGCCCCAACACGCUCUCAUCAUCCCUCAAUCUCUGCAGUUGCCUAUGUGCGCCGUGGGGGAAGCAGUGCAAUCUUGGUUCUGCCUGGACAAUGUGGGGGAUCUGCCCACCUUCUACAGCUGGGAGUGCCCCAGCCCCUUCCAGAUCCUGCCUACCACAGGCCUGGUGAUGCCCGGCCAGACCUCCCACACCAAGGUCACCUGCCAGCCACUCUUAGCCACCGUCUAUGAAGGGCAGGCCACAUGCUGGUAUGGGGAGAUCGGCUGCGAGCAGAAAAGCUGCAUCUACCUUCGGACUGUGGCCAAAUGUGCGCAGCUGUUGGUAAGCAUCGUGCAGAAGCAGCCAGAGGACCAGGACGCCGAAGGCGAGCAGAAAGUGCUGCACUUCGACUCCAUAACCCUGGGCAGCACCGCAGAGAGGCAGAUCAGGCUAUAUAACCCAUCAGUGGUGAGCGCCCCUUUCAGGGUCGAGAAGCUCGAGAACACUUUGACCGAAGAACAGACCUUCUGGUGCUCCAAAGUCCAGGGUGUCGUGCACCCAGGAGAGAAGAAAUUCCUCUCCUUGUUCUUCCGCCCUGAGACUUUGGACGCCAAAACUAUGGAUUACUUUUCCAUUUUACCCUCCGGCUCCACCUCCCAAACCCCUCUCAAAGUCGUUGGUUACUGCAGAGGUCCUGCUGUCUUCCUGCAGCAAACCUGCGUGGACUUCAGUUGGGUCGACCUCGGGGUGCGCAUUGAGAAGUCCCUCUGGAUAAAGAACAAGUCGGAGUGCACUGCCUACUUCCAGUUCGCCAUUGACUGCCAGGAGAGCGUCUUCAGCAUCCAGCCGGCCUUCGGAACCCUGGAAGGCAAGGCCCGCCAGCUCCUGCGUUGUGCUUUCCAGCCCUUGGAACCCUUCAUCUACUUCCGGAGAGUGGCCUGUGUCAUCCACCAUCAGGACCCACUCUUCUUGGACCUGAUUGGGACCUGCCACUCAGACAGCACCAAGCCAGUUAUCCUGAGACCUGAGCACCUGGUGUGGUACCGCACACACCUGGCACGGGGACUGACGUAUUACCCUCCCGAUAUCCUUUGCACUAUGAUCAUGGAGAAGAAGCUGGAGCAAGAUUCGAAUGGAGCACUCAUGCUUUCCACAGAGGAUACGCCAGCCCUACAGUACCCCCUUAUACCCCCCAUGACCGAGUUUUUCUUGGAUGGCACUGGAGAUCUGGUCAUCUUCCCCCCACACGUCAGCAUUGAGCCCAUCCAAGUGGAUUUUGGGGCCUGCCCUGGGCCCGAGCAACCCAAUCCCGUCCCCCUAUGCCUGACGAACCACACCAAGGGCAAGAUCACCGUGGUCUGGACACGCAGGUCUGACUGUCCCUUCUGGGUGACUCCAGAAUGUUGUGAGGUGCCCCCGCUCAAGACCAUGGCUAUGCGCCUGCACUUCCAGCCACCGCACCCCAAUGGGCUCUUCUCCGUGGAGCUUGAAGCCUUUGCACUCUAUAAGGUGCUCUUGAGAUACCAUAAUAUCGAAAAGGACUGUGCCAUGUCCCCAUCCUGGUGUCUGAAGGUCCAGGCCCAAGGCCACAGCUUCUCUGCAGCCACAGAACACCACAUACCCGACUAUUCCCUGGAUGUUCCCAAGUUUUUUCCUGCUGUGUCCCCUGGCGAACCCUCCUACCGAAGCCUGCUGCUGGUCAACAAGGGGUCCUUGCUGCUCACUUUCAGCCUCACCUCCAAAACUAGCUCUGACAUCUUCCUGCGGCCCAGCUCAGGCCUGGUGGCUGCAGGUGCCCACCAGAUCUUUCUCGUCAGCACUUACCCCAAGGGCCAUGCCUGGACAGAUCACAUGAUCUCCCUGCAAUUCAAUUUCUGUCCCCAGUAUCUCAAGGAGGUGAAGAUGCAGAGCAGAGAGGAGCCUCAACAGUUGCAGCUCGACACUUCCCAAGCUGUGUAUUUCAGGCCCACCUGGGUGGGCAGCUCCUCCACCAGCCCCUUUAUUCUGCACAACCCCACACGCCUGCCUCUGGAGUUUGAAUGGAGGGUGUCCCAGCAGCACCUGAAGAUGCUGAAAGUGCAGCCCACCAGAGCUGUCAUCCAGCCCAAUGAGAGAUUGAACCUGAUAUGGACCUUCAGCCCUUUGGAGGAGACCAAGUACCUGUUCCGAGAGGGAAUCUGGGUGUGGGAAGCUGGCCUGCCCCCAAAGGUCAAGCCCUCUGCCACUACCCACUACCUGCUCCGCUUGGUGGGUGUGGGCGUCACCAGCAGCAUCUCUGCCAAGGAGAAGGAGCUGGACUUUGGGAACAUGAUGGUGAGCUCCAAGAAAACUCGGGAGCUGGUCAUUCUGAACGAAGGCAACUGCACCCUUUCCUACCGCCUGCACCUGGAGCAGAACAGUCCUCCUGUCAGCUUCGGGGAGCCCCUGGCACUGCAGAUAGACCCAACAGAAGGGAACAUGCCACCCCGGUCCCAGGAAACCAUCUACCUGUCCGCUUGUCCCAUGUUCCGGUCCCACUACUCCUGGACCAUCAGCUAUUCUCUCCUGUCACACAGAGGUAACAGGGCUGAAGAGAAGCAGCCACUGUGCCGGAUCUUCCUGAAGGCCACAUACCCCUUCCUCUCUGUCCUGGACAUCUGCCCCCUGGGCAGCGCUGAGGGCAUCACCCGAAAGCAGCUAUGGCAGCUCUUCUCUCUGGACACCCUCAACAGUUACCUGGAACGCGAUCCCACCCCUUGGGAACUCACCUACAAGGUGCCUACGAGGCACAGCACAAGCCAGAUCCCCCCCAUCUACACCUCUCUGAAACUCGACUUCAAUUUUGGGGCUGCCCCACUGGAAGCACCUCCAUCCGUGGUGUUGCUGGCCCUGAAGAACAAGGGUCUGAUAUCACUGGACUGGGCCUUCCUCUUUCCCAGCGACCAGCAGAUUGACCUGGAGGUGUGGGCGGAGCAAGGCGAGUUUGACAACACCGAGCUACACCAGAUGCGUGUGCAGGACAAUCAUCUGUUCUCCAUCAGCCCCAAGUCAGGCACACUGUGCCCUGGGCAGGAGCAGAUGGUAGAGUUAAAAUACAGCCACCUAUUUGUUGGUACUGAUCGUCUCCCCGUGCUCCUCAAGGUGUCCCAUGGCCGGGAGAUCCUGCUCAACUUCAUUGGUGUGACAGUGCAGCCAGAGCAGCCCUACGUGCACUUCCCCACCAACAGCCACCAAUUCGUCCCUGUCCCCAUCGGCAAGAAGCUGCCCCCACGCCAGAUUUAUGAGCUGUAUAAUGGGGGCUCAGUGCCUGUGACAUAUGAGAUCCAGACCAACAUCUUGACCCUAGUGCAGGAAAAAAAUUUUGGUCAUCCCAUCUUUACUUGCCUCAACCCCAAGGGGGAGAUCAAACCAGGUUCCACAGCUCGUGUCUUGUGGAUCUUCUCACCUAUUGAAGCCAAGACAUAUAAGGUGAAUGUGCCUAUUCACAUCUUGGGCUGGAAUUCAGCCCUCAUCUGUUUCUAUGGAGUCGGUUAUGACCCCCACAUUAUGGGGGACACAGCCCUGUUCCACAACAUCACUUCAUGGGACAACAGCUGCGUGUAUUCAAGGAUGAUGGUUCCUGGGCAGAAUGUGUUCCUGUCACAAUCACACAUUUCCCUGGGAAACAUCCCCGUGCAGAGCAAGUGCCGCCGCCUGCUCUUCCUCAACAACAUCUCCAAGAAGGAGACCAUCGUGUUUGUCUGGACACUGCAGUCACUGGAAUUUGGAGAGUUGUCUGUGAGUCCCAUCAGUGGGAAAUUGGCCCCUGGAGAGGCAGUUCCAUUCGUGGUGACCCUGAAGACCACUGUGCACCCCAGUUUCUAUAGCACAGAGCUGGUGUGCAAGGUGUAUCAGCAGGAGAAGCUGCAGCAGUUCCAACGGGAACUGCAAGCCUGGAAGGCUCAGAAGAAGCGGCAGGAGGAGGAAUUCAUUAUCACAGACAGAACAGUGAAGAGAAGGACCUGUUGUGUGGUAGCAGAGCCUAUGAGGAAGUACAAGACACUGCCCCCCAUCAAGCACCAGUCAUUGCCCAGCCAGCCAGCCUGUUGGAAUCUUCAGAUCCCUAAGGAGAAGACCAUGUGGCAGUAUCCCCAGGCCCCCUCGCCCAGCCUGCUCUACUUGGGGCUCACGGCCAGAGCCCAUUCUAUCGACUCCUUCCUGGACAACUUCUUCUCCAGCUUUCCCUGCUACUUCCUGCACUGGUAAAGCCCCCCAGGGCAGGAGGGCAGGAAACCGCCACACGAAGAAGCAGAGACUUCCAAGAAAGACCCCGUUCAUUCAGGGGCCCCUGUCUGUAAGCAGGAGAAGCAGCUCGUCACUGACUGUCUCUCCAUUGUCAUCAGAGGACUAUUGGAAGAUAGGACCUUCCAGGAUGCCAUAGACCAGCACCUUGAGGAGAAGAUCCCCUAUUUCUCUCAGUUCUGGGAUGAGGAUCUCAUCAGGUCCAAGGCGAAGAGAGGCAGCAUCAUGCACCCAUCCCACGUCCUGUGUGCCAGGGUUUCUCGUGGGCAUGAUGGGAAAGACCAAAAGGAGCACCAGAGAGGGGGGAAGGAGGCCAGAGAAGAGGAGAGCGAGGAAGAAAACACCACGGAGGGGCAGGAGGAGGAAGAGGAGGAGACAGAGAGGGAGGAGGAGGAAGAGGAAGAGUUGGAGGAAGGCCUGGAGGAGAAAGAAGAGAAAGCGGAAUGGUCCCAGAUGCCUGCGCCAGACCUGAAGUGCCAGGUGUCUCUGAAAUGGCAAUGGCAGCAGCAGGAGAUGGCAGUGGCAGUGCAGGAGGAGCAGGAGCUGAGGGAGAAGGAGACCAUUAGCCGGCUCCCAGCUUUCUCCAACCUGCGGGAGGAGCUGAUGGAGAACAUGAUCAGGAACAUCCUGGUGGAGGCGAGCCUCGGGGAGGUGGUGCUCACCUCAAGGCCUCGGGUCAUCGCCCUGCCGCCGCUCAAUACGCCCAGGGUUCUAAGUCCUGACCCACCACUCACAACGCUGCAGAACCGGCCGCAGGAAACCCCUCGCUUGUCUCUACAGAACCCCACGCCUGCGGACCCCACUGCCCAGGCCCCAAACAUCGCCUUGAAGAGUCAAGUUGACAGGUGGCGCCUCUGCAAUCUGACCGGCUGCCAGGCCGCCUGUGUCCUCCACUCCUCCUCCUCCGGACCCCUCCCCCAGCAGGUGCGCACCUGCCCGGCCGGCCGCCGACGUGUCAGCCUCUGGGUGCGCGCAGCUGCGGGCGGUGGCGAUGGAGGUGGCCCCGAGAAGAUCCGGACCCGGAGAUCGGUCGAUCGAUCGUCGUCGAGGGCCCCGGCCCCGGGCCCUCCGCUCCCGCCCCGCGACGAGCCCCUCGCACAAACCGGACCUGAGCGUUUUGUUCGUUCGGCUCGCGCACCCGACACCGCUGUCACCGCCGCUGCUGCCACCACCUCGCCCCGGCAGAUCCGGCUUCCAGGCCCCGCCGGCCGGCCACGCUGCUCUGAACCAGAGGCCCUCGGGGACUGUGGCCUUGCGGGGGCAGAGUGUAAAAAGGAUAAACACAAGUUCCUGCUACCUGUCCUGCUGGACUCAAAAAUCACAGCUGGACCAGACCUGAGACCACUGGGGCCUUCCCCAGAGAGGAAGUAUGGGGUACCCAUCCCGCCCAGCCUGUCCUGGGUGGAGUCUGGAGUCAGCAGCCUGGCCAACCUGCAGGUGCUGGCUGUGGGGCUGGGUCAGCAGCUGGUGAUCAAGGCAGGCCUCCCACCCCGUUUCUGCUCGCUGCCAGUGCCUGCUUCUUGUCACUCCUGUCAGCACCCUGGGAGGGAAGAAGAGGGGAGUCUGGGUUGUGGGGGCACCAAGGAACUAGAGGGGGCAGAAGGGAGGGAGGAUGGGAAGGAGGAGUGCUCUGAGCAAGAAGCUGGGAAGCGGGUACAGGAGGAGUAG
Molecule: messenger RNA, 6327 nt
Organism: Suncus etruscus (white-toothed pygmy shrew)
Lineage: Eukaryota; Metazoa; Chordata; Mammalia; Eulipotyphla; Soricidae
Gene: CFAP65
Product: cilia and flagella associated protein 65
Exons: 39
Source: RefSeq, a predicted model, not a curated record